AAAUUAAUGAAACAUAAGUUCAAAGUUACAAAGGUGUUGCUCAGUUAGAAGUUGACCAUAGGUAUCGGAAGCUUUUGAGUAUCUGUCUGUACAGUGUAUUUUUCAGCUUAUUUAAAAAAUAAAAAUCAUUCCGGAGUAAAAAUAUGUCUACCGUUACAGAAACCAUUACUGUAACCAAUGGUUGCUGUCAUGGUCGUUUUGAAUCCAAAUCUUUGGGUUCUAAAAUCGAUUAUGAUUAUUUCUUCGCUCCGAUUACAAAAGCUCGCAUUCAUAAUUAUUUAAGAGUUAUGGGAGAUAAAAUGAGUAAUAUUCAAGGCAGAGCUUUCAAAUUUUCAAAUGGAAAUCCCCACCCCAAAACCUUCCCUUAUGAAGAAAUAUCAGUCAAAUUGAGAAACGGUCAAUCGUUUCAAGUAAAUGGCUUACAGUUGGAUCAAGGGCUGAGUUAUCUGAACUGCAAUGGGUACCAACCAUUGCUGAAUUUAUUAAAAGAUUAUCAAGAUCGGUUCCAUGGAAAUCAAGAUUGGUCAAAGAAAGAUGUAACUACUAUUUCUGGAAGUCAAGGUGGGCUUCAUCAGAUGUUGGAAAUGUGCGUUGCACCGGGAGAUCCUAUAUUGCUUCAAUCCCCUCUAUACACAGGAGUAGUUAGUGUGUUGCAUCCCUUAAAUGCAGAAUUCAUCGAAAUAGAAAGCGGUGCAAAUGGAAUCUGUACUAAAAGUCUGGCAAAUACUUUAGAAGAACGUCGAAGAAGAAACUUACCAAUGCCCAAAGUUUUUUACCUCAAUCCUGUUGGUUGCAAUCCCACCGGAGAAAUGAUUUCAGUCGAGAAAAAAAAGGAAAUCUACAAAAUAGCUUGCGAAUACAAUUUAUUAAUUUUUGAAGACGAUGCUUAUUUUUUACUCACUUUUAAUUCGGAAAUUCCAACAAGUUUUUUGGCACUGGAUACUGAAAAUCGAGUCGUUAGAUUUGAUACAGUCUCAAAAACAGUAGGAGCUGGAUUAAGACUAGGCUAUGUGACAGCUCCAAAAGAGAUUGUUGCUAAAUUGAAUCUUGUGAAAGAAUCUUCAACUUAUUGUUCUCCAUUUUGUCAAAUCAUUGUUCACGAAACGCUGAAUUCAAUGGGAUUUGAUGGUUUUAUGAAUCAUUUGCAUUCUCUUCGGGGCUUUUAUAAAGAACACUUGAAGACUGUUAUUAAAAGUCUGAAUCAACAUUUCAAAGAUAUCGCAACUUGGGAUGUUCCUGAAGCAGGCUUCUUUGUUUGGUUGACGAUAAAAAAUGUUGAUCAUAUUUCAGAAGAUUUUAUCAAUAAAUGUUUCAAAAAUUUAGUAUUGAUAGUCCCUGGGUUUGCAUUCUAUGCUAAAGAAAAAUUAUCACCAUGCAUUAGAUUGUGUUUCUCUUUAGUAGAAGAAGAUGAAAUUAUAGAAGGAUUCGAAAUCCUAGCACGUCUUCUCAAAGAAGAAAUAGCUGAACAAAUGAACAAUAAAACAAAAUACAGCUUGUUUUCAAAAUGAUUGCUUACAAUGCUUACUGCAAUUUGUGUCAACGUUCUGCUCCGAGAGCUCCCUGAUUGUAUCAAAAUACCCAAAAUCAACUUUCAAUGCAUCAACUUAUAUUUUGCCUUUACCUAUAUUUAUAGAUUACUGGUUUAUUUUAUGUACCUACGUAACUAUACCAAAUGAAUAUUUUGUGUUACCAAUUUCAAUACAUAAUACGUAAUUUUAAUUUUAA
Molecule: messenger RNA, 1725 nt
Organism: Planococcus citri (citrus mealybug)
Lineage: Eukaryota; Metazoa; Arthropoda; Insecta; Hemiptera; Pseudococcidae
Product: kynurenine/alpha-aminoadipate aminotransferase, mitochondrial-like
Exons: 9
Coding region: 144-1508 (454 amino acids)
Biological process (GO): biosynthetic process
Molecular function (GO): pyridoxal phosphate binding; L-kynurenine:2-oxoglutarate transaminase activity
Source: RefSeq, a predicted model, not a curated record